AUGGAAGCAGCAGCGUCAGCACGGGCUGAUUGGCAGUGUGUUGCGGUGACACAUGACUCAGAGGCGAAGGAGGAACAGGAGGCGCAGGAGGCGAAGGAGGAACAGGAGGCGAAGGAGGAGCAGGAGGCGAAGGAGGAGCAGGAGGUGCAGGAGGCGCAGGAGGCGCAGGAGGCGCAGGAGGCGCAGGAGGCUGUGGUGGCUCUGGUGGUUCUGGCGGGAUACGGGUGCACCACCCGUCAGCGUCUACUGUAA
Messenger RNA from Closterium sp. Yama58-4, 252 nucleotides. Lineage: Eukaryota; Viridiplantae; Streptophyta; Zygnematophyceae; Desmidiales; Closteriaceae. The record is from the annotation of a GenBank genome assembly.